This is a messenger RNA of Mollisia scopiformis, 1971 nucleotides long. RefSeq names its product MFS general substrate transporter. NCBI's taxonomy places the organism in Eukaryota, Fungi, Ascomycota, Leotiomycetes, Helotiales, Mollisiaceae. Gene Ontology annotation, biological process: transmembrane transport. The record is from RefSeq and is a predicted model, not a curated record. Gene Ontology annotation, molecular function: transmembrane transporter activity. Gene Ontology annotation, cellular component: membrane. The transcript is spliced from 7 exons. Bases 1 to 1614 code for a protein of 537 amino acids.
AUGGUUCCAACCUGGACCAAAGCACCCCCAAUGCAGGCGGUCUCAGAAAUCGAAGACAUUGGGGAGCAGAAUACCGAAAACCCAUUCCUUGACCAGGAAGUCGCACAGCACUGGGCUGAGGUCUAUGAGAAAUCCAAAUAUGAAGGUCGCCACGUCUUCGAGCCUACCAUGACAUGGGAGAAGGACGAAGAAAAGAAGCUCGUUCGAAAGCUUGAUUGGCACGUUUGUCUCUGGGCUUGUAUUAUGUAUUUCGCUGUUCAGCUCGACCGUGGUAACCUUUCGCAAGCUGUAUCAGACAAUUUGCUCAAAGACUUGCAUAUGAACACCAAUGCUUAUAAUUAUGGCAACAUGAUCUUUGCAGGUUCUUUCUUGGCAUCUGAGAUUCCAUCCCAACUUAUCGCGAAGAGGAUCGGACCAGAUAAAUGGAUUCCCGUCCAAGUCAUCUGUUGGUCUAUCGCUGCUGCCUCUCAAUCUGCUAUUACCGGGAAGAAGGGUUUCCUAGCUCUUCGAUGUAUCCUGGGCUUACUCGAGGGUGGAUUCACCGCUGAAGUGAUUCUCUGGUUAUCAUACUUCUAUACCUCCCAUGAACUCCCGAUCAGGUUGAGCUUCUUCUUCACUGGCAUGUCAGCUACUUCCAUUAUUGCAUCUCUUUGGGCGUACGGUAUUCUUCACAUGCGGGGCGUUCUCGGAUGGGCCGGCUGGCGUUGGCUCUUCCUCAUUGAGGGCUUAAUGACUUUGGUUGCUGGGCUUGCCUCGAUAUUCAUGAUGCGAGCAUCACCAGUUCAGACCAAGACCUUGUUUCAACCAAAAGGCUGGCUUAACGAACGCGAGACUAGAAUUGCUAUCAAUCGACUCCUGCGAGACGACCCUUCGAAGGGCGAUAUGAACAACCGACAGGCUAUCUCAUUCCGUGGUCUCUGGAAUGCCGCCUGCGACUACAAUCUCUGGCCCCUUUAUGCACUGGGUGUUGUUGCUCAUAUACCCACAUCACCCCCUUCGAAAUAUCUCACUCUGACUCUCAAACAUCUCGGGUUUUCCACCUACAAUACCAAUCUACUGACGAUUCCGCACUCGGUUGGCCAUAUAACGACCAUGCUACUGCUGACCUGGUUCAGUGAGCGCGUCAAUCAAAGAGCCUUCGUGGCCAUGCUUCAGCCUCUGUGGACCCUGCCAUGCAUCCUCGCCUUGCGCUUUUGGACAGGUGCCCAGAAAGCAAAGGAUCCCUGGCAAACAUACGCUCUCAUGACAGUUUUGCUCUCGUACCCCUAUUGCCAAGCCAUCAUUGUGGGCUGGUGCUCGAAAAAUUCCAACAACGUUGCUACUCGCUCUAUGUCAGCGGUCUUCUUCUCGAUGUGCGUACAAGUCGGUAGUAUCCUCGCCGAUAACAUCUAUCGCGAAGACGAUAAGCCGAAAUACCAUCGCGGAAACAGGAAUCUGAUUAUCAUCAAUCUUUUGGUGCUUGUUCUGUUCCUGUUCGCGAAGGGGUAUUAUGUCUUCCAGAACAAGAAGAGAGACAAGAUUUGGCACGCCAUGACUGCCGAGGAGCAGGUGAAGUACACUGUCGAAACUAAGGUGACAGGCGCGAAGAGGUUGGACUUCCGCUUUGCUCAUUAGAGUCAUCACCCCAAAAAGAAGGUUCGGCAACUGGACGAGUAUGCAUUUGCGACUUCGAUAGACGAAUGGACGUCGCGAGUGGUAGUCACACGGGGAUAGCAAUCAGGCUUCGUGUGCCAGUAUUUUGCUUCGAGAGAGCGUAUUUUCCCGUUGACCAGUUUGGGUAUAUGUCAUGGUCAAAAGAAUUGUAUAGCGUUAAGCGUGGAGCUUUUGGAGAAACACUCUUUUGGGGCGCGGGUUGAGGGCUGGGAGCCAUGACUUUGUCUACGUCUUGGAGUUGUUUCUUUAUCAUGACGGCGUUGCGGCUAGUGUUACACGGAGCGAAAAGAAGCCGUUCUUGUAGUGUGGUCUCUCCAU